ACAAAAAAUCUUAAAAUAUAUUAUAUAUUGGCUAAAUUAAAAAAAAAAGAAAAUAUUGCAGACUAAGGAGCGUGGGUAAGUUAAACUCGAAAUUUGAGUUAAGAAUAAGGAAAAUAUGUUGUUCAUACCUGCAGUAGCAUCCAUGUUGGUCUUUCAAACAGCAUAUGGCUUGCAAUGUUAUCAAGGUAUAAAAAGUUUAGGUGUAAACGAACCGUUCCAGCAAAUGUCAUGCAACAAUUCUGAUGUAUGUAUUCAUGCUAACAUCGUGAUGGGUACAUUGGAAAUGUUGACAGAAAAUCCAAUUAUUCAUGGCUGUACUUCUUCAAACAGAAAUUGCAGUGAAGCGUGUGCUGAGUAUAAGCAAAUGUUUAUGAAGCGAAUGGACCUUAUCCGUCUAGAUUGGCAUAAAUGCGAUGUGAAAUGUUGCACUGCAGAUUUGUGCAACUUCAAUAAAACAACAGCUGAAGCUUCUCUAUUUGAAUUUGUCAACAAAGCUGAGAAGUGUCACAAUGUUAACUUAAUUGUUAUGUUGUUAGUUAUGCUUAGUUCUUUGUUUUUAAAGGCAAAAUGAUUAUUACACAUUA
Molecule: messenger RNA, 584 nt
Organism: Hydractinia symbiolongicarpus
Lineage: Eukaryota; Metazoa; Cnidaria; Hydrozoa; Anthoathecata; Hydractiniidae
Exons: 3
Coding region: 116-571 (151 amino acids)
Source: RefSeq, a predicted model, not a curated record